This is a messenger RNA of Polyodon spathula (Mississippi paddlefish), 4665 nucleotides long. Its product is annotated as E3 ubiquitin-protein ligase MSL2-like. Gene Ontology annotation, cellular component: MSL complex. NCBI's taxonomy places the organism in Eukaryota, Metazoa, Chordata, Actinopteri, Acipenseriformes, Polyodontidae. The transcript has 2 exons. Bases 1220 to 2941 code for a protein of 573 amino acids. The record is from RefSeq and is a predicted model, not a curated record. Gene Ontology annotation, molecular function: ubiquitin protein ligase activity.
UGCGGAGAGAGAGAGAAAAAAAAAGGAGGGGAGAUAUCGCCAAAGCGAGAGCCGACUGUUGAAUUAUAAAUAAUUAUAAGAAAACAGUGAGCACCAGCGGAUGGAGACACAAGCUACCCUAAAUGAAAUUAAAAAGCAACGACGUUCUUGCUGACUGUAGACGAAAUUAGCUAGGACGAAGCACAGGUAAAUCCGAAGAAAAGGAAAAAAAGCGGCCUAUUUUUGUUCUGGGAUCUAGACAAGCCACCACUACAGCUUGGGGCCGCUGGAAACAACAAUAAAAUAAAUGUCAUGCUGCCAGUGUUGUUAUUUGUCUUCAAACACGAGGAAGAGGAACUCUGAAUCAUACGCGCAAUUGCUUGCCGGAGUUAAGUCCUACUGCCGAACGAGAAGCGGCCUGUUUUGUUUUUGCAACUACACCGCCACGAGAAACAGCGGCAGACAAUAAACAAAUGUGUGCUUUAUUAAUUCUCUGAAUGCAUUGGACCGGAGCGGGGGCAAGGGGCAGGAAAACGCUAGUUUUUACCCCAGAAACAACCCCUGAUAUCAAAGAGGAUCGAGAUAGUGAAAAAGAAUCGGAACUGUGUGGUGUUGAUAUAACCAUGUACGACUACAGCUAGUAAUGGGAAGCCAGCUUUGAGACCUGCAACAGAGCGCCGCCAACGUUUUGUUGUUGAAUAAUAAUACUGUAAUGGAAGAUAAGUGAAUCGCUUUCAGGAAAUAAAGCAUUUGGGAUUCUUUUUUUUUUUUCUAGUGAAUUUUAUACAAGAGAAAAUCGUACUGGUUAGAUAAAUCGAUUGGUGGAAAGUAUCGUUUUAAUUGAUGAUGUUUACUUGGGCGUAUUUCGUGCCGUGGAAGAGAGGAAAGCGCUAAGCAGCAAUGGUGCUGCGCUUGUUCUUUUACUAUUAACUUUUGAAUGCAGACUUUGUGAGUGCAUUGCCAGCCAGUAUAUAAAUAAGCCCACAUUCUCCCUUCAAGAGGAGCCUGUACAACCUAUUCCAGAUGUGUGCAGCAGUUUAUUAUAACAUGAAUUCAUGUUCAACGUAAGACCAUGCUUACCCUGCUUGGAAACUAGGGUUGGACUACCGUACCCUGCCCGGUCUACCCCAUUUUAAUCGCUGUUCAAAAAAUAAUAAUAAUCUAGUAGAAACGGUCGGAUCUGUUGUGUGUUGUUUUUAUUAUUCCUACAACUGGAUACAUCCGGCCUGAAGUUGCUGAGAUGAACCCGGUGAAUGCCACCGCUCUUUAUGUGUCAGCUUGUCGUUCGGUGCUGCAGUGCGAUCCGAGGGACCCCCAGUCCUUCACGGAGCUUUACAAGCUCUUACCAUUCUUCAGGCAGUCUCUUUCAUGCCUUGUUUGUGGGAACUUACUACAAGAUCCAAUAGCUCCAACCAACUCCACCUGUCAGCACUAUGUGUGCAAAGCCUGUAAGGGUAAGAAAAUGAUGAUGAAACCCUCUUGCAGCUGGUGUAAGGACUAUGAACAAUUCGAAGACAACAAGCAACUUUGUAUUUUAGUGGACUGCUACCGGAAGCUCUGUGAGUAUAUUGCUGAGUCACCAUUAGCCCAGCAAAUAGCCAGUGCUGUUGGAGGCUCCCCAGAUAUUUUGGCUAUGUUGAAAGAGGGACUGUUGUUAAAUGAAGACGAGCAGGGAGAUUCUCAAGUGUCUGUUUCUCAAAGUUUAUCACAUUCCCCGGUACCUUCGACCUCUGAGAACCAUAGCAGCUCGCAGUUGGAAGCAUCAUCAGAGCUCCAUGAACAAGCAGCAGACACAGACAGAUGCCGGUCUCGCAUAAAUGGAUUGCAUGACUGUAAUGGGCUGUCAAUGGAUGAGUUGGCAGCCAGCCUCCCUUCACCAGAAAAUGCUGCCAAUUCCAUUGAUGUAUGCAGCACUGGGAACAACCUCAAAAGCGAGGGCUUUCCUGAUGAGCUGCCGACAGUCUGCACUGAGGGUAUUGACAUCUGCGGCUUCAGCGAGGACAUGAAACACAGCAACGACCCUCUUUUGCUGAGCGUUGAGGAGGUGCUCAGAAGCUUGGAGCCGGACCCUGUUACUGAGGACUGCAGUGAGGCCUUGCAGUCUAGCUUGGAGACAACAGGCUCACUGAAUGGACCUUUCUCUGAUCCCAAGUUGCCCUCCCUCCCUCUGGACACUGAGGUCUUUGUUUCCUGUCACCCUUUGACCUCCUCUGGGAUGUCCUGUUCGGCAGCCACUCCCAAAGCAGCAAGGAUGAAUCGCAAGCGAUCACGAUCAGAGAGCGAUAGCGAGAAGAUCCAGCCCCUGCCCAUCUCCAGCAUUAUCCAGGCCCCCCAGUUGGCGGCUGCAGUUCCUGCGCCAGUUAAGCGGGAGCCCAAGGUCCCGGCCACUGUGCCAAAUGGGGGCACGGUCAAGGUGAGUAAAACACUGCUGGUGUCCAACAAGAGCAUCAAGAAGAAUCCUGACCACGGAGCAAAGAAAGCCUACUCAAAGGCCAAACAAGGGGUCCCUAAGACCAAGGACAAAACGAAAGAACGUCUUCUCGGCAAUAACUUGAUGCCGGGCAGUCCCAACAAAGUUGUGUACAAAAAACCACAGGAAAAGAAAGGCUGUAAAUGUGGCCGGGCCACCCAAAAUCCAAGUGUUCUUACGUGUCGUGGCCAACGGUGCCCAUGUUACUCUAACCGCAAAGCCUGCUUGGACUGCAUCUGCCGGGGUUGCCAGAACUCAUACAUGGCCAAUGGCGAGAAAAAGCUGGAGGCUUUUGCUGUGCCAGAAAAGGCUUUGGAGCAGACCAGGCUCACACUGGGCAUCAACGUUACAAGCAUUGCCGUACGGAAUGCAAGCACAAGCACAAACGUCAUCAGUGUCACAGCCGGUUCUCCUGUCGCCACGUUCCUAGCUGCCAGCCCUCACGAGGACAAAAACUUUGAUGAGACUCUAGACAUGAGGUUUGACUGCUGAGCUCUGUUGAUAUUCUCCUUUAUUCACCAGUUUUUAUGGGGAGGAGUGGAAGACGAGUCACUACAUUAUUAAGGCAGCUAUGGUUCUGUUCCAGUUCAGUUUUAAAAAUUGCCAAAGUUCCUGCCUAUAAAUCCCUUGUAUGACGUGUUCUGUUUUUCAUACGCUGCAGUUUGGAAUUAGGAGAGUAGUCUUACUGUAAGUUUAAUGCUACUACAAGUGAUUUAUACUUCAUGUUCUUUGGCAAGAGAAACUUGACCUCAUUGUUGCUGGUCAUGCUCUGUGCAUAAUCAAAAAAGGUUCAGGUAAAAACAAAUGGCACCUGCAAUGUUAGUGGCACGAUAGGUUGUGUUCAUAACCUUUUUAUAUACAAAAUACCAGUAAUUCCAUAACAAAAAAUAAAUUGAUAUUUUUUCUUAAAAGUAGCAUUUGCAAUAUACCAUCUUACUAAGAACAGUCUAUUUGACAACAACAGGAUACCGUUUCAACAGAUGCAAGGUGGUGAAAUGCAGUAUGUACAGUUUGUCUAAAUUAUGUUCUUGUCCUGUUUGUAAUAGUUUCUGCUGUCUCAAACAAAAGUGUGUCAGUUUUUUUUGUUGCCUUUAAAAAAAAACAAAAAAAAAAAAAAAAAAAAAAAAAAACACAUACCUGUAACAUUAACCCCCUUACAGUCACUCCCCUUUUUGGUUGAGUUAUGAAUUGGGAAAUGAGCAGUGUCUUAAAUGCUAUAUUGUGCAGACACAGAUAUAGUCCUUAACCCUUAUGUAGGUAAGUGUGCAUCUGCCUAAUCUGCACUUCAUGCCUGCAAGGAUCCUGUUUUUAAGCACUUAACUUGAAGGUCAAAUAGCUGCAUUACCUACUUUGUAGAUCAUAGCAAUAUUUGUUUAAUAUCUUAAAUAUUACCUUCAAGUAUACAUGAGAUGCACCAUUUUGCUAACUUGAACAAAACACAUCUUAUCAUUAUGCUUAAUUAUACAACAUCAACAGAAAGACCACCUUUCAUUACAUCUGUGUUUGGGGUUUGUGUUGCAUUGCAUGGAGAAUAUUGAUUAACAUGCAAAGGUUCCAGACAACUUUUCCAGGAAAGCGUUGGGGUUCGGUUUGGUUAACAAUUGUCCAUGUCCAAAACCCGGCAAUUAAUUUCUGCAUGCAGAAUUAAUGAAAUGUUAGUAAACUGUUCCACUCUCAACAUACCCACAAAUUGAAGGCACUGAGGUAGUUUGCAUGCAACUUUUGAAUUCUGUACAAAAUCAAAUAAAAAAGCAUAGGUGGUCUUUUUAUUAUCAAGACAAAUUGCAAUUUUUUGUUAAUUUAAAAUGUACCACUUUUAAGUAAACUUAGUGGCAUUUGUAUCCCAGAAUUUUUCAUUCCCUGUGUAAUGUAUCCUUCCAUGAAGGAUUUAAUUUAUUUUCUGUGAACUGCAGCCUAACAAUUUUCGAUACCUUUUUGAUUUAGCGCACAGCAUGCACAAUGACAGUUAUUCACCUAGUGUACAGAUAAAAAUGUGCAGGUAUUCUCUCUGACAGAUCCAGUUUCACCCUAUGUUUUAUAGUUUUACCAGAUGUCAUUUCCUGUGAAUGUGGGCAGGUAGUGUUUUUGAAGCCAUAGGAGAAAACAAAAUGUGAUUCAUGUCCAGACUGUACUAUUUUUUUUUUUUUGUUGUUGUUUUGAUUUGCAAGAAGAGUUGAAAAAAUAUUUUUGAUAAUGAGAGUAAAUGGUGGAAAAUG